AUGGAUGAAAGGUUCAACAAGUGGCUGCUGACGCCCGUGCUCACUCUCCUCUUCGUGGUCAUCAUGUACCAGUACGUGUCCCCCUCCUGCACCAGCUCCUGCGCCAACUUCGGGGAGCAGCCCCGCGCGGGGGAGGCCGGCCAGCCGGCCGCCCCGAGUCCCGCCCGCCGGGCACAGGCGCCGCCCGAGGAGUGGGAGCGGCGGCCCCAGUUGCCCCCGCCACCCCGGGGGCCGCCCGAGGGGCCUCGGGGGGCCGUGGCGCCAGAGGACGAGGACGAGGAGCUCGGGGAGCCGGAGGAGGAAGAAGAGGAGGAGGAAGAGGAGCCGGACCCGGAGGCCCCCGAGAACGGCUCCCUGCCCCGGUUCGUGCCGCGCUUUAACUUCACCCUGAAGGACCUGACCCGCUUCGUGGAUUUCAAUAUCAAAGGGCGCGACGUGAUCGUGUUUCUGCACAUCCAGAAGACCGGGGGCACCACGUUCGGCCGGCACCUGGUGAAGAACAUCCGGCUGGAGCAGCCGUGUAGCUGUAAAGCGGGCCAGAAGAAGUGCACCUGCCACCGGCCGGGCAAGAAGGAGACGUGGCUUUUCUCCCGCUUCUCCACCGGCUGGAGCUGCGGGCUGCACGCCGACUGGACGGAGCUCACCAACUGCGUGCCGGCCAUCAUGGAGAAGAAGGACUGUCCCCGCAACCACAGCCACACCAGGAAUUUCUAUUACAUCACCAUGUUACGGGACCCAGUGUCACGCUACCUGAGUGAGUGGAAACACGUCCAGAGAGGGGCCACGUGGAAAACCUCCCUCCACAUGUGUGAUGGGAGAAGCCCCACCCCCGAUGAGCUGCCCACCUGCUACCCCGGGGACGACUGGUCUGGGGUCAGCUUGCGGGAGUUCAUGGACUGCUCCUACAACCUGGCCAACAACCGCCAGGUGCGCAUGCUGGCCGACCUCAGCCUGGUGGGCUGCUACAACUUGACUUUCAUGAAUGAGAGCGAGAGAAACACCAUCCUGUUGCAGAGCGCAAAGAACAACCUGAAGAACAUGGCCUUCUUUGGGCUCACGGAAUUCCAGAGGAAGACACAGUUUCUCUUUGAGAGGACAUUCAACCUCAAGUUUAUCUCCCCCUUCACGCAGUUCAACAUCACGCGGGCUUCCAAUGUGGACAUCAAUGAGGGCGCCCGCCAGCGCAUCGAGGAGCUCAACUUCCUGGACAUGCAGCUUUAUGAGUACGCGAAAGAUCUCUUCCAGCAGCGUUACCAUCACACCAAGCAGCUGGAGCACCAGAGGGACCGGCAGAGGAGGCGGGAGGAACGCAGGCUGCAUCGGGAGCAUAGGGGUCACCGGUGGCCCAAAGAGGACGGGAACACAGAGGGGGCAGUCACUGAGGACUACAACAGCCAGGUGGUGAGAUGGUGACCCCCUGCCCUCUCCUUCCUCGUGAGGGGGAGGAUGAGCAGGCAUACUGAACUUCUGUGGCGUUGGUGACCUUGGAGGAUGGUGGGCAUCUGAGGACAUCUGGCUAUAUGUGGCUUGAUUUGGACACCUGCUUCCUCUUUGUCUUCAUCCUUAUCCAGCUGGAGAUGAUCUGUUGUCUUCUUCCUCCCCCCGCCCUCCGAUAUUUUUCAAUCCCUGAUAUCAAGUAGGGUAGGACUGCAUCCAAUAGAGACGUCCUUAGGAGGUCAAGGAGAGAAGCACCAGAAAGGAAACUCUCGAAGAGCUCCUUUGCAGCAUCACGGGAACCCCACAGAGACACACAUGAAAAGCCAAAUUAUAGGCUUGGAUGUUCUACUGAAACUGGUCUGUUUCACACUGUCUCUGUAAUGGAAAUAUUGGCCUGUCCAGAGAGAGGAAGAAAGAAAGAAGUCCCUUUCAGCCCUUAGAUGAGGUUUUAUGCCAACCCUCCCUUGGCUGUUGGCUCUCAUCUUGAACCCUGUUUGAAUGUGGCUUAAUCAUAAGUAGCAGUGUUUGAUGGUUGUGAUUGUUUUUAAACAAGGUUACACUACUACUGAUCAUCACUAAAGACUCACACUCCACAAAGUCCUUGCAUCUUAGCUGGGAGCCAUGCUUCCUCCCCCAUCUUUUAGGGAAAAGCUAGUGGAAUCAGGACGGGUGUGCUUGGCCCCUGAGAAACGAACAGUGGUAGGGGUAGUUAGGAGGAAAUGUGCUUAUCAGUUAAGACCUAAGGAGAUCACACUUUACUGAUUUUCUUUUCAUUCAAAAGAAUUAACUAAUAAAUUAAGGGUGGGGGAAGCAGGAGGAUGACUGUAUGAUGUCUCACACUUCCAUAUGGGCUACAAAACUUUUAGGUUUUUUUCAGGGAUGUUUCUGUUUUACCUCUUCAGAGCAGUCAUCCUCUUCGAUAUGGUACUGCCAAGUUUGAUGUUCUGUUAAAAGAAUCUUGCCCAAAGAUUAGGAGUUGAGCUGGCCCAUAUGCAAAUGGUAUGCAAGGUCACUAAAUACAUGAUAACUGAUUCAGGCCAGGAUAUGCAGAACCCAAUGGGCCAGUUGUCCCAGGAGCGUAGACAGACGCUACCUCCCAGGAUCCUUCAUACCUCCAGCCUGAUCACUUUUUUUUCCCCCACCUGAUCUUUGCCUGUGGUUCGGUUGUGGCUCUACUUGGCAGCUCGGACUGGAAUGGAUAAAGCAGGACGGGAAAUUGGGCUCAUUACCCACUGCUGCUUCUUUUCCAUUUUUCCCAGUCACCACUACAAGAACACAAAGUUUGUCAAGUACUCAGGGGAGAAGUAUGGAAAAGGGAAAAGAAAAGCCUCGCCUGGCAUUCAGUAGUAGGAUCAGAGUGGGUAGAAAGUUUCAUAACAUUGAUCUGAUCAGUCCUUUCAAGGAGCUGAAGGCAAAAUGAGUGAAACCCCUAAAUCAGAUUGAAAAGCCUAUUUCAUUGAUAUCUAGCAUGUUUGAUGUUUAAGCCAGCUUUGCAUAAGCCACGUUGCAGCCUCUGGAAUACUCUCACUGGGGUGGAAAGUCGAUCAACCCACAGGCAUUCAUGGAGUGCCUAUUUGUAGAGAGAGGAACCCGGGGUCUCCAUCAGAGAGAGAUUUGGAGAAGUGGCUUUGAUUCUUCUUUCAUGACCCUUGGCUUCAUCUGUCAUGUGAGGGAAGGCAUUAUUGGGGACCUCCCUUGUGUCACUUAUUGAGGGAGCCCUAUUCAUACCUUGAAUCCAUUCACAACAAGGUAGAUAUUAUUAGGCCCAAUUACCUAGAUAAGAAAAGUAAACCCCACAGAGACGAGGCAGCUUCCUGGUGGACGGUAGGCUAAGUCUGGCCAACUGCAGAGCGCAAGUUCUUUUGAUUCCAUCAUGUUUUCCAUGUGGGACAAAAGCUUCCUGCCAAUAGUGCAAGAAGCCAGCCAUGAGAGCCCAGAAGGAUUUGUCGCUAACCCAUGCGCGGAGCCCAACUGUGACGGUCCCGCGCUCGCAGUGGACCCAGAGCCAUGCUGCCUUGGGUGAGUCCCGCCCUCUCCACCUCCCUGACCCACCAACAAGCUGAGAGAUUGAUGAUUUUAUAGGCACGUGUACUUUUUGACACCUCUAUGUUAAAGGGACCGAGUCAAUAUUGCUUGUUAGUUGGUAGAAAUUAGACUCACGGAAGAUUCGCAUCUCUGAGGUUGAGAGGGAAGAGGUUUACAGCUACAGUUAAUGAGCAACCCUCUCGCUCUCUCUUAGCGUUCCCAUGUUAAGAUCUCAUGUUCUGCCUAGAAUGGCAGAGCUGCAAAUUAUCCUUCAGCCUGCCGCUGUGACACACACACACACACACACACGUGCGUGCACACAUAAUAACAAUCCAGUGUUUUGUCAUGUGGAAAAUCAAAACAAGUUAGAAAGCAUGCGGAUUGUUUCUUUUAAAGUCACUUUAAAUUUUUUGGCAGGAAAUUCAUGCAUCGCUGAGACUUGGAGGCGGCCUCUGCUAACUUCACACUGUUCCUUAGGCAUGUCGGGAUUUAUAUCAAAAGGCUUUCCUCGGCCUGCACCGAAGGCACGAUGUAUGGUGCUUCACUUGAGACCAGAUAUCAGGAUGUUCACAGGAGAAACCAUCUCUUUGUGUUGGCCCAAGGCCAGUGCUGAGCAAAUUAAAAAGACCGACAGGGGCUUCCUCCCUCAUAACAUUUCAUUCUAAAGCAGCACGCUUGUUAUAUCCCUGGGGUCCUAUGUUGAUAGAAAUGAAGAGGUAGGGAUACAGUUUGUUCUUCCAAAAUUGACUGCGCACCUACGUGCUGAGUGACACUCAGAGAAGGGUUGCCAAGAGAAGACAGCUGGGCCUUGGGAUCCACGGGGAGUCAGCAGUUUUGCAAUCCAAAACCCAACCAAUUCCAGAUACAUUGGUAUUAAGAGCCCAAGAGGAGGGAGAAAAAUUUCCCCAGGGACUUCCACAUCCUACUGACUCCUACAACUCCCAGAUAGACAUUCCUUCCCUUUUCUUGACAAGGGAAGCCCCAGAUUGGGAUGGGGUGACCUUGUGUACAUAUUUCUGGGUGUGUUUAAGUUAUCAUCAUGGACUGAGGUACAUACUCUCUCUUCUGUCUCCUUCUAACUUUUUGGAAGCCUACUCUUGGAAAUCAGAGAAAGUCUACCCUGAGAAUUCUUUGGAUACUCCUUCUAAUAACUAAUAACAUUAGCAAUCAGUAUUGGGCAACAGCUAUCGAUAUCAUGUGUGCUAUGCAUUUCUUAUCAUCUCAAGGAGGGAAUUGUUUCAUAGUUUAAUCAAGGGUUUGAAAUAUGAGGACUUGUUCAAAAGUCUGAGUUGAGAUAGUAUUUACAUGGGGAAGAAAGUCUACCAGAGGGAGACCUGGCAAAGAGGCAAGCAUAGAUCGUUUAAGAAAAAAACAAAACAAAACAAAAAAUUAAAUCCAUAGGAUAGGAUUCCCAUUUGGCUGCUUUAAGAGAGAAACUCAAAAUAAUAGUGAUUUCAAUGAGAUCAAAGCUGUUGUCCUCUUAUUUAAAAGGCAAACUGGUUAGAUAGCUCUGAUGAGUAACAUUAAAGAACCCCAGUGCCCCUCCUGUUGCUCAUUCAUACUAAUAUGUGCAUGCCAUCCUCAUGGUCCACUGUGACUGCUGAGGCUCCUGCCAUCUCAUUUGUAUUCCAGACAGCAGAGUGGACAUGGAACGAAGUUGCAGAUAUCACAUCCACUCACAUCUCAUGGGCUAGAACCUAGUCAUUAGCUACAAGUAAAUGCAAAGGAGGCCAGGACAUGUCUUUAUUAUUGGUUGCCAUGUGCCUUGAUAAACAGGGAGGGAGGGUUCUAUUAUUAAAGAAACAAUGUGAAAAUUAAUACUGGUAAAAUUAUCAACCUCUGACACAAAAGGGAAUUGAAAACUAUGUCAAGUGCUUUUCACAUUUACCUAUUUCAUCAUACAUUUUGCAAAGAUUAAAAUUUAUAACUUUGUAUAGUACUUGAUGCUUUCAAAACAUUUGUACAUUUAGUAUCCUAUCAGAUCUUCAACACUCUCUCAUACGGUAGAUAUGUAGGGCGUCUAUUCAUGAUCCCAUCUGGUAGUUUCCAGUGGAGAUUCAGGGAUGUUAAAAGAUUUCUCAAUUCGAGUUUAUCAAUAAGAGCGUUGCUCAGAGCCCCAGUCUUGACUUUAUAGCCUCCCCGAUGACUUUAUGCUGCUCAGCAUCCAUAUCAGGACUGGGAAUUGCAAGAAUAUGAGAUCUCGGCCUUUAUUGGCUUAUGUUUUUCCUUACCUUCUUGUAGAACUGCAGUGACUUAGAAGAUGCCAAGGAGAUUGGUAGAGUUGGCUCACUGCCGCCAGGGAGGGAUCAUCUCAUUAGCAGUGAAAUGUCCAAGAGACGGGCAGUGUUUCAGGGGAGACCGAAAAGCACAGACAUUCAAAUAACACACGCUGACUGUUCACCCCAGCCAAUCCCAAAACCGAGUCAAGAUGAAGGCUGAGGAAAUGUGCUUGCAGCUCCUUAGGGAAACUCAGUGUCAGAAAUAUCUCGAAUCAGUAACAGCCUGAAUAGUGAGAGGUAAGGGAUGAUCAGUAGAACCCUGCUCAAAAAAAAAAAAAAAAAAACAAAAACAACCUCUCUUCCUCCCUACUUCUUCCCCAGGUCUCUGGAAUUUUAUCAGCAACUUACUGCUUUGGUUCUUAAAGGUUUUAUUUGGUGUUAAAUGAGUCCCUUUGCAGCCUGCCCUGUUGCUGGAGAGAGGAAAUGCAGCCAUUGCUGUCAUAGGCUAACAUCUUCACACGGAGUUUAUCGGAUUCUCUCCCACCAUGGCCUCUAGCUGAGAAGAAAGUCCUGUAUAAUGGGAUCACGCAGGGGUGGGAGUUAGGGAGAGUAGGGGUAAUUGGAGAGGAAAGCAGGGCUCUUAAAAGGGAAGCAGGUCUUUCAAAGGUGGAAAGAUGAAGAAUUUAACAGGUGCCAGGAAAUCUUGAAAAAUAGAGAAACGAUAUACAGUUUCUGUCCUCAAGAACAAGGGCAGGCUGGAGACCUGUGGACCGUCAUUCUUUGGCCAUUUCAAAGAGCUGCCAAGGGCAUGAGGCUCAGGAAACAGGACCAGAGCGCCGGCAGCGUUUUAGGGACUGAAGUAAAGGCUGAAUGAGUUGGCGGGGUCGGAUCCGAGGGAAAGCUGGCGUAGACUGGGGCAAAGGGUACCCUCGUCUGAUCACAGCUCUGUCUCCAAGGCUUUUCUUUCGCAUAAUUUGUGUGCCUCCUCUGGUCAUCAGAACCGCAGCUGAACGUCUUCCGGCUGGGUCCCAGGGCUGGCUGAGUCCAAGGGCCCCCGCCAGCCGCCGCACCUCUGGGGAGCACGCCGAGUUUCCUUCCUCCCUCACCUCCUCCUCCGUUCUCGAUGGGACAUUAUCCUGCUCUGCUCUGCUCUCACCACAUCCACCCGACACAUCCGAACUAAUUCCCUAAGACGUUGAAUGAGCCCUUCAGGGCCAGUGGGUGGGUUCUGAGACCCAGGUGUUCUGUAGCCUCAUGGCUGGACCGCGCGUGGGCCCAUCCGCACCGCACAUGGACAGCACCAACCUUCCGUGCACAAGUGCUGAGAUUUGCAGACGACUGGCCUUGCCAUGAACACCAGCAACGUCUGCGAGACAAAAGCCCCGGGACUUCCAGGCAAGGACUGGAGGUAUCCUACCAGGACUCCCGAUCUGAGCACGCCAAAGCACAGAUGUUUCUUAAGCCUGUGUUCGACGUCGUCUAUGGAACAGACUGCAGCUGUCACCCUUUGACGCACGGAGUAGAGACUCUGCGCAUUCCAUGUUCUGUUGCUCUGUGGGAACUCAUCAAAGGGCCCGAUGUCAGUGCUGAAAACCCUCAGUUCUUGCCGGGGGAAACCGUGUUCCAAGGAAGCAGAGUUCGUGUGAUUUAGUUACCGCCAUUAUUUGCCUUCCACCAACCUCUUACGUUUUUAAUUUCUUAUCUUUGUAAUCAUGUGGCGGUCUUUCCUUUCCUUUCCUUCCCUUCGUGUGUGUGUGUGUGUGUGUGUGUGUGUGUGUGUGUUUGGCCCCUGGAAGUACUUUCUGGGCUGGACUUGCAUUAUUUUUCAUUUACUGUAUCAAAGAUGAAACCCGUUGGAAAGAAAAAUCUAGACUUUUAUUGGUGCCCCAUUUUAGAUGUAAACAUAGUUAUUCAAUAGAUAGUAAAUUAUUUCACCUGAGAGAUAUUUCCUUUUGUUUCUGUGCAAUAAUAUGUAUGAACCCGGGUACUAGGAGAUUGUAUUGUGACAUUAUCAACCCUUAUUGCUAUUUAAAAAACGAUAGUUUGUAGAACUGAGGAUCUCCAUUGAUGUGAAGCACAAUUUAAUGAAUAAGUUAACAUAUUAAACUGUUGUGAUGUCAAGAA
Messenger RNA from Neogale vison (American mink), 7805 nucleotides. RefSeq names its product heparan sulfate 6-O-sulfotransferase 3 (gene HS6ST3). Gene Ontology annotation, molecular function: heparan sulfate 6-sulfotransferase activity. The transcript has 2 exons. The record is from RefSeq and is a predicted model, not a curated record. Lineage: Eukaryota; Metazoa; Chordata; Mammalia; Carnivora; Mustelidae. The coding region runs from base 1 to 1413 and encodes 470 amino acids. Gene Ontology annotation, cellular component: membrane.